AUGUUGCGAAUUAUGAGGAAACUUUUGCUGAAUGCAUUGAAGUCAUCAAGUUUGCGCAGUGAGCAUAUGUUUUUCAGGAAGACAAAAAUGAGAGCUGUGAAUGAGACACAGCAAAACUGCAGUCUAAGAAACUACAGUUCUCCACCAGGUGAUGUUAAGUCUCUACGUUCUGUUAUUAAUCCUGAUAUAUCCAGAAUCCGAAACAUUGGCAUUAUGGCCCACAUUGAUGCAGGGAAAACUACGACAACAGAGAGAAUGCUGUAUUAUUCUGGAUACAUAAGAACACUUGGAGAUGUUGAUGAUGGAGACACAGUGACAGAUUUUAUGGUACAGGAGCGAGAACGUGGUAUUACCAUUCAGUCUGCUGCUGUUACAUUUGACUGGAAGGACUACAGAAUCAAUCUGAUUGACACCCCAGGUCAUGUGGACUUCACAGUGGAAGUCGAGCGUUGCUUGAGAGUCCUGGAUGGAGCUGUAGCGGUGUUUGAUGCUUCAGCUGGUGUUGAGGCCCAAACUCUGACAGUGUGGAGACAAGCAGACAAACAUCAGAUACCACGAGUUUGCUUUUUGAACAAGAUGGACAAAACCAGGGCGAGUUUUACAUAUGCUGUUGAGAGUAUCAAACAGAAGUUGAAGACAAAACCUUUGCUUUUACAGUUGCCCAUUGGGGAAGCCAAGACCUUCAGAGGACUGGUUGAUGUUGUGACUAAGGAACAAAUCAUUUGGAAACCUACUUCUGAUAUGGAUGAUGGAAAAAAAUUUGAGCAAAAGCCACUGCUGGAGGCUGAUGAUCCCAGCCUGUUCCAAGAAGUCCAGGAUGCCAGAAAUACCUUAAUAGAACAAGUUGCAGAUCUGGAUGAUGAAUUUGCUGAACUGGUUCUAGGUGAAUAUAGUGAAAAUUUUGACUUAAUACCAGCUGACAAGUUACAGUCUGCUAUCCGCAGAGUCACGCUAGCGCAGAAAGCGGUCCCUGUACUGUGUGGCAGUGCGCUGAAGAACAAGGGAGUGCAGCCCUUGCUGGACGCUGUUACUAUGUACUUGCCAGCACCUAAUGAGCGUUCGUAUGAGUUUCUACAAUGGUACAAGGAUGACCUGUGUGCCCUAGCGUUUAAAGUUCUCCAUGAUAAAUGUCGUGGACCAUUAGUUUUCAUUCGCGUUUACUCAGGUUCACUGAAACCUCAAUCAGCUGUAUACAAUAUUAACAAAAGUUGCACGGAAAGAAUGAGCCGAGUGCUCCUGCCUUUUGCUGAUCAGCAAAUUGAAAUACCAUCACUAAUGCCUGGCAACAUUGCCCUUACUGUUGGGUUAAAACAGAGUGCCACUGGAGAUACCAUAGUGUCAUCAAAGGCUUCAGCAGUAGCUGCGGCACGUCGAGCUGGAAGGGAUGCUGGGAGAGAGAAGAGGUCUACCAGUGACAUAGAGAGCCUUCUGCUGGCAGGCGUUGAGAUCCCUGACCCAGUCUUCUUCUGUACAAUUGAACCUCCUUCAAUGGCCAAACAACAAGACUUGGAUAAUGCUCUGAGCUGCCUUCAGCGUGAAGAUCCAAGUUUAAAAGUGAAGCUAGAUCCGGACACAGGACAAACUAUUCUUUGUGGCAUGGGAGAACUACACAUAGAGAUCAUUCAUGACCGAAUCAAACGUGAAUAUGGAAUUGAAACUUAUUUGGGACCUCUUCAGAUAGCGUACAGAGAAACCAUACUGAAUGCUGCCCAAGCUACAGAUGUAUUGGACAAAACAGUGGGAGAUAAAAGACACUUUGUUACUGCAGAGUUAGAGGUGAGGCCCACGUUAGGGGAGAGAGCAAUGACAAAACCUGUCAUUGAGUAUGCUGCGAGUGUCGUUGAAGUGCUACCCAAAGAACUCCAAGGAGCUGUAGAAAAUGGAAUUACGAAUUCAUGCAUUCAAGGACCCUUGCUUGGAUUCCCGGUUCAGGGUAUAGAUGUGACAGUGCAAUCACUGACAGUGCAUCCUGACACCUCCCACACAAUGAUAUCAGCCUGUGUCUCCCGUUGCAUGCAGAAGGCUUUGAAAAAAGCUGGUAUACAAAUACUGGAGCCCCUGAUGAACCUAGAAAUCACAGUAAGUGAAGAUCAUCUCAGCGCAGCACUCGCUGACCUUGCACAGCGGAGAGGUAGUAUUCAGGAAAUCCAGAGUCGUCAAGAUAACAGGGUUGUGGUUGCUGCUGUUCCACUAGCAGAAAUGAUGGGCUACUCAACAGUUUUGCGUUCUCUAACAUCAGGCUCAGCAACCUUCACUUUGGAGCUUGCAAGUUAUCAAGCCCUGAACAGUCAAGAGCAAAGUGCACUUCUUCAGAGGAGGAUGGGGUUGGUGUGAUUGCUUCACGCUGCAGAACAUUAAUGGUAUUUUCUGUCCUCUCUGUUAAGUAUUUUCAGGAGCCU
Molecule: messenger RNA, 2399 nt
Organism: Antrostomus carolinensis (chuck-will's-widow)
Lineage: Eukaryota; Metazoa; Chordata; Aves; Caprimulgiformes; Caprimulgidae
Gene: GFM2
Product: GTP dependent ribosome recycling factor mitochondrial 2
Exons: 20
Coding region: 1-2334 (777 amino acids)
Biological process (GO): mitochondrial translation; ribosome disassembly
Cellular component (GO): mitochondrion
Molecular function (GO): GTPase activity; GTP binding
Source: RefSeq, a predicted model, not a curated record